Aureobasidium melanogenum CBS 110374 is the source of this 252-nucleotide messenger RNA. RefSeq lists its product as uncharacterized. Bases 1 to 252 code for a protein of 83 amino acids. The transcript is spliced from 2 exons. NCBI's taxonomy places the organism in Eukaryota, Fungi, Ascomycota, Dothideomycetes, Dothideales, Saccotheciaceae. The record is from RefSeq and is a predicted model, not a curated record.
AUGUUCGAUACCAUUUAUGAAGAUGGCAUGUGUCCAUCCGGACAGCAACCCUAUGCCAGACAGGCUUCUGCCAAGUUGGAAAGGUCAGACCAGAUAGUGAACGAUCCAGCACAUCGAAGCGCAAAUCUCUCGACUGCUAGCGACUCGACCGCACAGCGUGGCAAGUUCAUCUCUGGCAACCAGAGGGUUAUGGCAGAACAGCGCAAGAGCAUUGAUUGUUUCGACAAGUGGAUCCAGGAAUGUAGAGUCUGA